Molecule: messenger RNA, 2180 nt
Organism: Rosa chinensis
Lineage: Eukaryota; Viridiplantae; Streptophyta; Magnoliopsida; Rosales; Rosaceae
Product: protein indeterminate-domain 7
Exons: 4
Coding region: 373-1977 (534 amino acids)
Cellular component (GO): nucleus
Molecular function (GO): DNA-binding transcription factor activity
Source: RefSeq, a predicted model, not a curated record
CCUCUCUCUCCCUCUCUCUCUCUCUCUCUCUCUCUCUCUCUCUAAAUUUUGGACAGCCAAAGUCUUUAUCUUUUGUUCAUAUUUGUGUGGCCAUAGUUUGGAUCUUCUUGGUAAUAUUAUCAAACAUAUGGCUCUUAAGCCAUGAGAAGGAGAGAAGAAUAGUAGCUAUAGCUUAGUUUAGUUACAGGAUCUGGUUUUCUCUCUCAGCUUCACUUCUCUCUCUAUUGUUUCUUUUGAGAGCAAAACUCUCAAAAAACCAAAAUUGUCUGUUGGGUUGGAGCCAAACAAAUCAAAGAAGAAACAAUCAAGGCAACUCUAUCAAGAUCCAUAGGAGCCAUGGUGGUUGAAGCUUAGCAAUUCAAGAAGAAAAAGAUGAAAGCUUUGCAAUUUCAACAGCAACAACAGGUGGAUGAGAACAUGUCUAAUUUAACUUCAGCUUCUGGUGACCAAGCUAGUGUCUCGUCUGGAAACAGAUCAACUGAAAUCGGCACCAGUAACUUUUCUCAGCAGUAUUUUCCUCCACCACCGCCUCACGCAAAUAGUCAAGGUGUGAAAAGGAAGAGAAACCAGCCAGGAAACCCAGAUCCAGAUGCAGAAGUGAUAGCUUUGUCUCCCAAGACCCUCAUGGCAACAAACAGAUUCAUAUGUGAGAUCUGCAACAAAGGGUUUCAGAGGGAUCAGAAUCUUCAGCUCCACAGAAGAGGGCACAAUUUGCCAUGGAAGCUAAAGCAGAGAACAAGCAAAGAGGUGAGGAAGAAAGUAUAUGUGUGCCCAGAAGCCAGCUGUGUGCACCAUGACCCUUCAAGAGCUCUUGGGGACUUGACUGGGAUCAAGAAGCACUUUUUCAGAAAGCACGGUGAGAAGAAGUGGAAAUGUGAGAAGUGCUCAAAGAAGUAUGCGGUUCAAUCAGAUUGGAAAGCCCAUUCAAAGACCUGUGGCACCAGAGAGUACAGAUGUGACUGUGGAACUCUCUUCUCGAGAAGGGACAGUUUCAUCACCCACAGAGCUUUCUGUGAUGCUUUAGCAGAAGAGAGUGCAAGAGCCAUAAACCCAACAACACUGCAAACCCUCUCUUCUCCUCCUCCUCUUCAGCCUCAGCCUCAAAAUCAUAUGAACCUCAUGGGUGGUGGUCCCCACAUUAAUUUCAACCCCCAUGGCCAUGACCUCCAUGCAUACAGUGCAUUCAUGAAGAAGGAGCAAAAUGAUCAUCAGCAAAUUAGCAGCUUCAGUUCCACCAACAGUCUCUUACCACCUUGGCUUGCUUCUGGCCCACCACCCAGUGCUACCUCUAUCUUCUCUGGAAAUCAGGAUCAUCAUCACCAUCAUCAUCACGAUUUCCAGCAGAACCUGGAGUUGGGUCCAAACCCUAACCCUAGCUUGGGCCCCACUCUCCCUCAAUUCCAGGUGCCUGGUGCUGCAGCAGCCUUGUCAUCCCCACCUCACAUGUCAGCCACUGCAUUGCUGCAGAAGGCAGCUCAGAUGGGAGCGACAAUGAGCAGCAGCAGCACCUCCUCAGGCUCGGUCUCAGUGCCAGCUGGCGUCAUGGCGCGGGCCCACCUGUCUGACUUCGGGGGUCAGGUGUCAGCUGCCGGCAACGGCAUUGGUGGAGGAGCAGUAGGAGGUAGUGUUCAUCAUCAACAACAACAGCAGCAGCAAGCCAGCUCUCUUUUGCAUGACAUGAUGAACUCUCUGUCUUCGGGUACUGGGUUUGAAGGGACCUCGUUCGAGGACGCCUUCGGUGGCAUUUUGGGGAACUCGAAGAGCAAAGACGGGAGUCGGAGUGGCGGAGCUGACGAAAAUGGUGUCGUUGGUGGUGGGGAAGGUUUGACCAGGGAUUUCUUGGGGCUAAAAGCAAUGUCGCACAGUGACAUGAUGCUCAAUAUCGCUGGUCUGGGAAACUGCGUAAGCAACAACAAUAGUAGUUCGACCCGUGACUUGCAGAAUCAAGUACCACAAAAACCUAAUUGGCAGGGUUAGCCUGGCCUGGCCUAGCUAUAGCUAGCUCCAUCCCCACAGAGAGAGAAAGAGAGAUGGAGAAAGUUGAAUAUAUCUCUUUCUUAAUUUUGAUUUCUCAAAUAUAUGAUGUUGAGGAGAGUAGCUAUAUAUUUUGAUAUCAAUCUUCCCCAAGGGAAUAUCCAUGAACUUGAACUGAAUUAAACGACGACAUUUUGAGGACUUAA